Molecule: messenger RNA, 4187 nt
Organism: Hyaena hyaena (striped hyena)
Lineage: Eukaryota; Metazoa; Chordata; Mammalia; Carnivora; Hyaenidae
Gene: RAB31
Product: RAB31, member RAS oncogene family
Exons: 7
Coding region: 262-849 (195 amino acids)
Molecular function (GO): GTPase activity; GTP binding
Source: RefSeq, a predicted model, not a curated record
CCUGGUGGCGGACGCCGUCUGGGGGCGUUCCUGGGAGCCCGGGGCCGCCGAGGUUAGACCCGAAGUCCCGGGAGGAGCCGGCCGGCGGCCACGUGACCGACCGCGGCGGGGCCGGCGGCCCAGAAAUAGCAGCCGCCGCGGUCCCGCCCGCGGGCUGCCGCGAGCGAAAGGCGGAGACUGGCGGACGCAGGCUGGGCGCGGGCGCGGCGCGGCCCCGGCCCCGGAGGAUGCUGAGCCCCUGCCCGGCCCGGCCCCGAGCACAUGAUGGCGAUACGGGAGCUCAAAGUGUGUCUUCUCGGGGACACCGGGGUUGGGAAAUCAAGCAUUGUGUGUCGAUUUGUCCAGGAUCACUUUGACCACAACAUCAGCCCGACCAUUGGGGCAUCUUUUAUGACCAAAACUGUGCCUUGUGGAAAUGAGCUUCAUAAGUUCCUCAUCUGGGACACUGCUGGGCAGGAGCGGUUUCAUUCACUGGCUCCCAUGUACUAUCGUGGAUCCGCUGCAGCUGUCAUAGUCUAUGAUAUUACCAAACAGGAUUCAUUUCAUACCCUGAAGAAAUGGGUGAAAGAACUGAAGGAGCAUGGUCCAGAAAACAUUGUAAUGGCUAUUGCUGGAAACAAGUGUGAUCUCUCAGACAUUAGGGAAGUUCCCUUGAAGGACGCUAAGGAAUAUGCUGAAUCCAUAGGUGCUGUCGUGGUUGAAACAAGUGCAAAAAAUGCUAUUAAUAUCGAAGAGCUCUUUCAAGGAAUCAGUCGCCAGAUCCCACCCUUGGACCCCCAUGAAAAUGGAAACAAUGGAGCAAUCAAACUUGGGAAGCCAGCUACGCAAGCCAGCCGGCGGUGCUGCUGACCCGUGGGCCACGGUCCAUUGUACUUGAAGAAGCCAGAGCCGACCUCCCAUUCUCGGCAGCCUGGCACCCCACGGAGGGAGAAGCGGGGUGCUGGCUUGGCAUCCUAGAAGACCUGCGGUGGUGGGGCAGGAAACAUCCCUGGAAAAGGCUUCGAGAAAAAUCUGCCACACUGCCACAAAAUGGCCUUUGGUGCAUGAAAUGCACGUGGGAGGGAACAGGUGUUAGGUCACGAGUACAAUUGAUUUGUUAUUAUUGUUGUUAAAAACCUUAAAAUAGUCUUAAAUUUGUACAGCAGCCACACUGGCCUAUAUGUGUGUGAGACUCUAAAGUGGUGAUCCCUUCCAAUUUCCUGUGCUCCCCAGCCCAGUUUCAAUAAGUUCUUCAGUGCCAUUGCCUCUGUUACCUGACCAGCCUUCAAUGAAAGGUUCAUUUAAUUUCAUUUAAUUUACCUUUCAAUGGAGCGUGUUUGGCCCAUAACUCAAGCUAUAGACUUGAGCCAUUAUGAAAGUGGAGAAAGAUAUAUGAGAAACUGUUGUCUACAUCUCUUUUUACUUGGUGCCCAUUUUUCUUUUAGUCAUAUAUAAACAAACCAAGUCUGACUAAGAUACUGCAUGCAAUUUUGGGAGUGGGAGGCCUAGUUUGAAAGAAUCAUUUGAGUAGUUACCAUGUAAGCGGUGACAGAUGUAGGGUGUAAAUAUUUUUCCACAGACUGCCUGGUAUGAUCAUCUCCACAGUAAUAAACACCUACCCUCUUAGAGAAGGUUAAUGCACAGUGUAUGAUUUUACUAAUGCCUUGGUGUCAUAUCUAGGGGGAAAAUUAACCAGAAGAUAUUCAAAUCUAGAUCUUAGGACACACUUCCAAUAAUAUCAAUUAAUAGUUAUAGGAAAGCCGGCCAGAGGGAGCACCGGCACCUUAAGAUUUGUCCCCGAGAUGACAAAAUCAGAGAAAGUGUUCUAGAAGAUGCCAGGCUUGGGCAGGUGGGCGCUGGGGCUAACCAGAGGCCCACCCCGGGAAUGCCAGGGUUAGCUGACAAUGGGCUUUCAUAAAACCUUCCCUUCUGGAUUCCCUGUCUGCUCAGUUAAUUAAAGAUGUCUGAAUCCAAUGGAAGGAAAGGGAGAAAAGGCAUGGGAAGGAAGAAAAGCUAUUUCCAUUGGAAACCCAAGUCUCAUUACCAUUCUAACGUUCGUAAAUACCUGCAGUCAGGAAGGCAUUGACUUCCUAUUAGGGCUUAUAUUGGGAGGUAAUUCUUAAAGGACGCUUGGAUCCAUGCCUUUUGUGGGGACUAGGAAACUGUAAAGAAUGGCUGGCCUCAGAAAUGGUUAAUCAGGCAGCAUGGUAACAGGGCUAGCUGGUACCCAACAUUCAAGGCCCAGCGAACAUUAAUAGAAAACCUAUCAUGUAAAAGCCAGGAAAGAGAUUGUGAGCUGACAAAAGACCUCAACUCCCCGUAACCCAGUGUGAGCUGCUGCUUCCGAGUCGGGUCAUGGCUGUGCCCACCCUGCUCUGGACAGGUGGAGGUGCUGAGAUCACCACCGACAAAAAGCAAGAGUGCUUGAGAAACUGUGGCCAAGUUUACACUAAUUUAUGAGGAUUGCAAUAGAGAAAACAGGUGGAAAUCACAGUUAGGUGUUUUUUUUUUAAACUCAAGAAUAUGCUGUCAGUUGGAUAUUGUAACUGCUUCCCCCAGGUCACAAAGAGUAGUUUGACAAUCGGAGGAUAUGCAGGCUAGGAAAACUUACUUUUGGUUCAAGAGUGCCUCUUAGCUCUUGCAGACAGGCACCUCAAAAACUGCUAGCAAGUGGCAUUUGGAUAUCUUUAGCAGGGCCACUGCCGGGCUUUUUAGGGUUUUCUCCACAGCGUCAACUCCGCUAGUGGCUAACAUUCUGCUUGGGGGCCAAGUGAUUGUCAUGCCCCUUUUGAGAGUUAAACAACUGGGGUUGCAAAUUGAAUGACCUCUCUCCAGGUGACAUGUAGGCUUGUCCUGGAGCCUUUCCUCACCCAGCUGUCCCUGAGAACCUGGGUCUGUCUCCAGACAGCUGUUCUGGUUGCCCAGCUAAGGUGAUAACACCCCCCAGCAGAGUUCACAGCCUUGGGCUGGUCUUCAGUGGUUGCAUCUUGCUUGAAAUAGCUGAUGUUCAUCACGUGUAGCCAGUGAGCAACCCACCAACGAGCCCAUGGUUUUAUUUCAGAAGCACAUUGAGGGUGUGAACCACUCCUUUACCUUUCUGUACCGCCUUAACUAUUCAAGCCAGUCAGAUGACAGCUUACAUGUAAUCAGUACUCAGAGCAAUUGGUGAAAAGAGUACACAGUACUUGGGCACACAAGCAUUCAUAUAAACAUGGAGUCUUCUCUGAAGAUCGAUGCUCGCGCUUUGUCCACAACAAAGCUUUCUACUUCCUUUGUCUGGCCUUGUGAUUACGUUCUGGCUGUUAUGAUAGUUGAACUGUAACCAUGUAAUAUUAUGUUAAGGCCCAAAACGUCAAGUAGUUUCACAUGAGGUAAUUCCUUCACAUAAUUUUCCAAACUUUCCUUUCCUUCCCUCCAUUUUCUUUCCUUUCACAUGUGUGUAUAUGUGUAAAUAGGAUUUUGUAUUUGUUACACCGACACGUAAUCCAUUUCACUGGCUGAGCCUGGCUCGUGCCUAUCUAUGUGUUGUACGAUGUAGGCUCGGGUUCUCACAGGGUUACUUCCCAGUGGGAAUCCCCCAAGAUGGCGCUGGAGUCAUGUAAACAUUUUAUGUAGGUAUAUAAUUGACUUGCCAUUUUAGAGUUGAAAUGGUACAUUAGGGUGCUGAAUAUGACGUUACCUUGCAGAUUAGAGAAGGUUGAAGACCUAAAACUAACUUCUAGCCAAUGAAAGGGCUGUGCCCCAAUGAGACCUGAAUUCAUUUUCCGAGGGAGGUUUGGAUGACAGAAAUCUUUCCUUUCCAAUCAAGGAAUAUGGCAUAUGGUGGCUGAAGCUGAGCUCCUCUGGCGAGCUCUGCAGUGCUCACAGCGGGCUGGACUACAAGCCAGCCUUACGCUAACGGGCUCCGAGCUGUAUUAAGACUCAUUUGGUGUCUAGUCCAUUCCUUCAACCGUCAUCAUUGAAAGCAGACCCAGUGAUCCAGUGUCAGUGCUCUGCUGUGUAAACCGUUCCUUUUUCUUGUGUUUUUAUAAAGGGCUUGUCUGGGCUGGACCCACACUCACUUAUAGAAGACACUGCUGCAGACCGUUAGGACUUUUCCACCUUGUAUUCUAUAGUAAGGCAUUGCCCUCAACAUCACCCAAUUGUAUCUGUUAUUUUGGGAUUAACAAACACGGAUUCAUACUAAUAAAUAUUGUAAGUUUUACCAA